Messenger RNA from Spodoptera frugiperda (fall armyworm), 6444 nucleotides. RefSeq lists its product as uncharacterized. Gene Ontology annotation, molecular function: glutathione transferase activity. Gene Ontology annotation, biological process: glutathione metabolic process. The record is from RefSeq and is a predicted model, not a curated record. The coding region runs from base 322 to 5763 and encodes 1813 amino acids. Lineage: Eukaryota; Metazoa; Arthropoda; Insecta; Lepidoptera; Noctuidae. The transcript has 5 exons.
CCAGUCAUUUGCGUUCUAACAUGAGACCAACGCGGCCGCAUUCGCCGUUCACCGCUAAACCAUAACCGCUAAGUACACGUUAGCCGGGUUACGCGAAAAACUGUUCGGUAUUUACGUUGAGGUUGUAACUUAAACGCGCGCGUUCGUAGUUUCGUUAUCGUUUCGGCCUGUGUUGAUAAGGGAUUCGUUUUAACGUUUUUCUGUUGUGACUGAUGGCGGAUUGUGAGAGGAAUUUGUGGCGUUUGCAGAAAAUGGAGUGUCAUUAGCGUAAAAGGGUUGUUCACGAUACCGGAGUAUCCAGAAUUGGAAGCGAACCGAGGCAUGUGGUCUGUCGCCCUGGACGCAAUACUGACCACGCUGCGGUACCUCGCGCCGGCUACUCUACUCACUCUCUUCUGGGGCCAGCAAAGCUUUCUCUUCAGAAUUUUGAAGCACAUCGACUCCGCUUUUAGAGCUAUAGUAUUCUCGAGCGAGGAGCAAAAGCAGUCAGUGCUACAAUGGCUGGCAGAAGCUGGUCCCGUGAGAGUGGAGCACUUGGACACGGUGUGGCGGCACGGCUGGGUGCUGUGUGGUGUGCUGGACGCGGCACUGCCCGGCGCAUGCGCAGGGCAUCCUCCCACCCGCCUGUCUCUUAAACACGCGCAGGCUAUCGCCGACCAUUAUCUUGGUGUUGAACCUGUGUUCUCCCGUCAAGAGUUGGAAUCAAACGAUUCACUAAGCAGACACCAAGAAUGGAAACUCGCCACAUACUUAGACCGCAUUCGACAAGCACUUUCCAAGUUAACGCCUCCAGUCUCAAAACCAGUCUCUCAAAGAACUUCUCCAGAAACGACACAGUUCACUCUUGACUACGUUGCAAAAGGGUCUGGGUUAUCAGCAGCUCAAGUUAACCAUAAGGCUAGCUUCAAAAUAUAUCCGACAGCACAGCAAGCGUUAGAUCCAGGAGAAAUAACAAUCCUAAUACGAGGACCUAGAGACACUUAUGGCAUGACUGUACUAGCGCCAAUCCUGGGCAAAGCACAGAUGAUCAGACAAAAACUCUUGGGCCUACAAUCAAAACAGAACUUCACUGAAAAUGUUUUACCAAUAACACAAGGAGCGACAUACUUACGAGCGUACGGUAAGACCGAUAUGAACAAAACAUAUUACAUACCGAAAACGAAGUAUGAUAUUGACAUCGAUGUUGAAACACGAACAGAUCACGCGAAAAUAAGUUACGUCGUAAACCUUGAAGGAAAAUACUUAAUUUCUAUAACAAGCAGAGGUCAGAGCAUUGUUGGUUCGCCUUUCACAAUAACAGCUUCUCAUAACAUCAUCAACAUACUAGAAAAAGACAAUUACUGUUUAGAAGACGGUGAAGAAAUAGAUAUAGUUGAUAUCAAAACAGACAGAAAAGUUGUUCUACGUAUAGUUGAUUUUGUUACUGAGAAAAUGUUGUUGAAAGAAAAUGGUACUUUGGAGAAAAUAAGUGAUGAUGAAGCAAGGAUUCUAAUGACAACUGACACGGAAAAUGAUAUGCCAAAUUACAGUACUGAAAGCUAUUCUGAUGUCGAGAACAGCGAAGACUCAACAAUAGUCAAAACUAGACGGUUUAACAAAGUUGCUUCUAAAAUAUUAGCAAUGAAUAGGGUUUGUAAAGUGCUGAAUGACCUUAAAUCAGAAAAACAAUUAGAAUUUACAAAGAAAGAAAGUUACCUGCGAUCAAGGAGCAAACAAGAAAUUCCUGAUAUCGUAAAUUCAACCUUAACCGAAACAAAAGCUAAACCAUUCAUAAUACCCGAACUGCGAGAAAAAUUCAUUGUUCCAGAAAGUAUUUCAGUAUCACUGAGGGCGGAGAAGUCUACCACAUCCUACGAUACCGACCUACAUAACAUAAGGACUGAUAAAGAAGUUACAAUGAAUAUACCCGUGGAAUCUACUAGAAUUGAUACUCCUGAUAGCUUGGAUGCAUAUACUGAAUCACAUGAAGAUCAAGAUGAUAACUUAUCUGAUCGCAUGACGCCAUCUACUACAAACAAUCCUUUCUUAAACGAAAUGUUUGAAGAAAAUUACGUAGCUUCCAAGAAUUUAGGACCGUUCGUAGCUUCAGAAUAUGAACGAAAUAACUCGCAAAAUGAAGAAACAAGAGAUAGUUCAAUUAAAAUUCUAAUCGAUACUAAUAUGACACCUUCACCCGCACAUAAUAAUCCAUUUAUUGAAACUGAAGAUGUGGGUUAUAUAAAACCUGAACCUAUUGUAUUCGAAAGACCAAAAACACCAGUUUUGAAAAUAAUUUCAGGAGAGAAAGUUGAUCGCGAAGAAUCUGUGUAUAUUGAUCCAAAAGUUGAAUUAAUGGCUGAGGAAGCUCUAGGCAACGAGUUCGUGAAUCCUUUCUUCAUGCAUCACCAUCAAUCAGGUCAUUUUGAACAACCGAAACCUAUGACGGACUUCAUCAUUGGUGCCCCCGUUUCUCUACCACCCAUCAUAAGAGCUCGAUCACCAGAACCAGAAAUAAAACCACUGAUACCACCAGGUACUGAGAAAACUAGAAAGAGCGCGAAAAGUAAGAAAACACAAGAUAAGAAAACUGAAAUGACUCGUACAGACCCAAUUAUGCUUCCAACUGAUUUGAACACACCAAAAGAUGGUAAAAAUGAAAACGCUUCUGCAGGUUCCUCAACCUUUCAUAGUUUAGAAUCUAACUUAACUAUUGACAAUUCUAAUGCAUCAACAACAAGCGACAAUCAAUACGAACCAUAUCAAAUUGAUUCAAGCAGAAAUUCAUCGCCCAGGAAAGAUAUAUGGGAUUCUGCAUACGUAAGUAUCGAUGACAAUAACAGUUCUCCAGAUAGCAAUAAUAAUGAAAAUUCUACACUAUGCGACUCACUAAGUAAACCGAAGUUUUCUCCUAGUGAUGACAAAUUCGGUUUAAAUCAAGAAGAUCUAUCGAACAUGGGACCAGCUGAAAGAGAAAUUUGGCAAACAUGCAACGAAUUAAAAAUCGAACCCACUAAAGUUCAGGAAGAACCGAAACCUUAUAAGUGGGAAAUCAAACGACCGACGUUCACACCCAUCAUUGAAGAGAGCGAUAGGAGUAUAUCUUCAGGCACAAAAGAUAUUCCUAGAACCAAAAGGUGCACGAAACCGGAAGAUGGUGAAAAUGUGUCGGUGGCAUUUGCUGAACUAAAUGAAAUGUACCAAGAAUACUUUCCUAAUUCAGAAACUAGUUCUACUGCCACUGUGGAUGAAAACGAUAAACUCCACAGUACGGAAGUGGAAUACGUUACACAAACUAAGGACGCUAGUGUCGAUUCUGCAUCUGAUGUAACAGAUGUGAAAAGACACGCAGAUGAAUUAGAAGGAACGAUUUCUGAGGUUCAGGCAAAUGUCACUGAAUCUGUUUCAGCAAGUCAACCCCUUCGCAUUGAUAACGACAAAGCCUUUGAAUACAAGAAGGAAUACAAGGAUGAAACGCAGUUUGGCGAAGCGACGUACAGUAACAUAGUACUUGAAAAGAAAAAGUACUGGGAUGAGAAAAUUCGCCAAAUAGAGGCUAAAUCGGCAGAGACAUCAAUCCAACCAAAGAAGAAACGUAUCUCUGCUAAACAAUUAAAACAUGAUUCGUUAAGCAAGCGAAAGGGUAAACAGAUUCUUAAGAACUUCUUAAACUCAGGCGAUUACAGCCAAGUUAAGAAUAUAAAUCAGAUCGAAGAUAAACAUACAGAAAUAAAACCACAAGAACCUAACCAACAAGAAAUAUCAGCAGAUGACUUAAAUACAAAUGAAAAGUUAGUAGAAAGAUGGAAGAAAUAUUGGGAUGAAAAGUUAGAAACAGAUCAAGUUCAAGCUGAAGCUACUGCUUUAAAAAUGAAAUCUCCUAGUAAUAAAGUAAGAACAUUAAGUUCAUCUUCCAACUCUAAUAAAAUCGAAAGCCCAGUCGAAAUAAAAUUGGAAACAACAAAAUACAAUAGCAAUAUAUUGCCAUUCGAAGAUCAUCCGCCCGUGAAACAAGAAUUGCCAGAAGAAGUAUUUAAAGCAUUUGAAACAAGUCCAAAGAGAUUCUUUGGUACUUCAAGAAAGCAAAUAUUGAACAAAAUUGACACAUUUUUAGGCAAACCAGGCACUGAUGACAUUCCCAGCACGGACGUCACCGGCGGAGAGUGUCAUGAGAGUGGUCUCGUAUCUAGUCGAAUAUCUUUGUUCCAUAAUAUGUCUAACACGGAACCAUUGCCAUGGGCUAGAAGAAAAAGUCAAUCAUUACAAAAUGUAAGCCAACGACUAAGUAGUAGCCAAAGCAUUGUAUCUUCUGAAGAAAAUCUGCACGUGGAACUAAUUAAACGUCCCAAUACUGAGACUUUAGAAGACAGAAUCAACGAAGCCACUAACUACAGCAUCAAAGAAUCUAUAAAUCUGAAAAAUAAACGAGCUCGAAUGGUUCACAGUUCAUUUAAUAAAACUUUGGAUGAAACAAUUUAUAUAGAACCUGUAAAAGAACAGUUUGUAACUUCAACACCAAAACGAAACGAAAACGUAAGGACAGAAACCCAAGACCGACACAAGGAAUACGAACCAAUUAGAACAACAAACGAAGUUCUCCGAAAGAAAUCAUUCAGUAGAUCAGAAAUGGACAUCUUUAAUAAAAUACCAAACGAUACCACAGAUGACGGUUUGGAUAAAUACAAAUCAUGCGAUGAAUUACCUAAGAUUAAUGUGAAGAGCUUCAUAUCGCUUUACGAAAGCGUGACAAAGACUGCUGCAGCGCCAAAACCAGCUAAACGGGUGUACAGAACUAGUUCUACUGAUUCACAGAAGAAUUCUCCAUCUCACAGCAUAAAUUCAGAUGCUGUGCACAGACAUAACGCCGACCAAGCGAGCGUUUCUACUUGUGGAUCAAAGCGGACUACGCCAGGAGCUACACCAACAAACAUGUGGACAAGCAGAGAUUCAGAAACAGUCAGCAAUCUAAGUUUAGACACUAGAACUUCCGGAUCUUUUGACGUUGAAGUAAUUCCUAACGAAAAUAAAGAGACUACGUACAUAAGUCUAUCUGAUAUAGAACUAGAAAUAAUAGAAUGUACUACAGAUAAAUCAACCGAAUCUUCUCCAGAAAGGGAAACCGAGCCAGCCCAUCUAGAAUACAAAAACAGAUUCAAAAUGGCAAAAGAAUUCUUUCAAUCUAUUGAAGAACUAAGAGAAGUAAAGAAGCCUAGAAAACUGAAUGAAUGUGAACAACUUUUGCGUAAGCAAUCAACAGAAUCCGUUGAGAACGAUCGCCCUCAGAAAAGGGUAAAGAAGAACAUUAAAUCUCACUCAAUGCCAUCAUCAGAAAUAUCAAAGAUCUGGAACGAACUGCAAGAAAACCGGGAAAGCUCUUCAAACACGAAGCUAGUGAAGAUAUCAGAGAAGUUUAACGUGGAAGAUUUGUUUACAGAUGUGACUGAAGGGAAACUGAGUAGACAAGGUAGUUUGAGAGGCAUACCGCAUAAGAAAGCGGUUCUAGAAGCAUUUAGAUCUAUGGAAAACGUAGCUGAUACAUCGAUAAACUCAUACGAGAUUGCCGAAUCACAGGUUAUGGAUUUCACUAAAGAGCAUACUAUAAGAAAUGCACAGACUUAUCUGAGCGAAUAUCCGUAUUUGCCGACAACCGAUCCAUCAAAAUAUCAUUCAAGACUAGAUGUCAAGGCGUCUGGUCUCAUCUCAUUGAAAGAGUUGAAGGAACGAAAGCCUCGAAGGAAUAGUGUGCCUGAUCUUAGAUUAAAUCCUAAAUUUACAGUUGACCUUUAGUUAUUAAGUGCUUUAUUCAUUCGAAUAUAAGGUUCAAUUUGCGUUACUGUUGAACGUGAUUUUAGUACCGAAAUUGUACGUUAUUGGAACUGGGUACUAUUCAAAUUACAAUACCUUCAAUGCAAGUCUUAUAUCUUAAAUUUUGUACUUAAAACAAUUGCUUUAAAGUUCAUUUUAAAGAAUCACAAUUUGUUACUACAAUUUCGUUCUGCAGCAAUGUAAAUUGAGCCUAAUAGACAAUAUUUUGUAUUAAGAAGUAUCAUUUUUUCCAUUUUCGUAGUCAUCUAACGAACAUAGUCAUAAAGAUAGUAAUACCAGUAUUUUACUAGUACCUUAAGCUUAGUUAAUACUCACUUUUAAAAAAUUAAGAAUAUUUUUAAGACAAUAAUAUUUAGAAAGAGCUAGACGUCAAGUUCUUUGAGUAUAUUUACGUCGAUUAUUUUUUUUUUUAUUUGAUGUUCUAUGUCUUAAAAGAGCGUAAGGUAUAUUCGAAUUGCUAAACGAAUUUGAGUUCUGUGUCGUGUACUUAAGAUUGUAUUUUCUAGAAACUUCGUUCUCGUUUUUUUGUUUAUUGGCUAGCUUUAUCGAUUUGUACAAUUUUGUACAGUUAUUGAAUCUAAUUAUUAAGUUUUAAGAUUUUACUGUAACUAUUUAUUCUACAUUAAAUAAAAAUUACAAUUC